AUGUCCCUCUCUUCCUCCUCCUCCUCGUCCUCCUCCUCCUCCUCCUCCUUAUCCCCCUCCUCCUCCUCCUCCUCCUCCUCCUCCUCCUCCUCCUCCUCCUCCCCCUCCUCCUCAUCCUGCCCCUCUCCCUCCGCCAUCUCCCGGCCGUCUGGCGCAGGCGAAGCGUUGCCUGCACGACGCCAAUUGCUGCGUGCGCAACCUCAUCCGCGACCCGCGCGUCGUGCCAGGCGGCGGCGCGAGCGAGGUGGCGGCGUCCCUGGCUGUGGCGGCCGCCGCCGACAAGGAGGACACCAUGGAGCAGUACAGCAUGCGAGCGUACAGCAAGGCACUGGACGCGAUCCCGAUGGCCUUGGCGGAGAACAGCGGCCUGAGCGCCAUCGGCGAGAUGGCGGCCGUGAAGGCAAAGCAGCAGACGACUGA
Prorocentrum cordatum is the source of this 420-nucleotide messenger RNA. Lineage: Eukaryota; Dinophyceae; Prorocentrales; Prorocentraceae. The record is from the annotation of a GenBank genome assembly.